Messenger RNA from Agrilus planipennis (emerald ash borer), 1028 nucleotides. Its product is annotated as S-adenosylmethionine mitochondrial carrier protein homolog. Lineage: Eukaryota; Metazoa; Arthropoda; Insecta; Coleoptera; Buprestidae. Bases 57 to 914 code for a protein of 285 amino acids. Gene Ontology annotation, molecular function: S-adenosyl-L-methionine transmembrane transporter activity. The transcript is spliced from 7 exons. The record is from RefSeq and is a predicted model, not a curated record. Gene Ontology annotation, biological process: transmembrane transport. Gene Ontology annotation, cellular component: mitochondrial inner membrane.
CGAUUAAAUACAAAUACUUGUAUUUUUCUGAUAAGUGGUAAGAAGCAAAAAGUGCAAUGGCUGACAGUAAUCUAUAUUUGUCGUCUCUCCUAGGUGGAGGUGUAGCAGGUUUCUUUGUAGAUAUGGUUUUAUUUCCUUUAGAUACGUUAAAAACUCGUUUACAAGCCGAACAGGGAUUUAAAAAAGCUGGUGGGUUACACGGAGUUUAUAAAGGGAUAGGACCACAAGCUAUAGGAAGCGCACCACAAGCUGCUUUCUUUUUUGUGACUUACGAAAGCUUUAAAGCUUUUACUACCCCAUUGUUACCGAGUCAUUAUCAUCCGCUCAUUCAUAUGACGGGAGCUGCAAUAUCUGAAAUUGUUGCGUGCCUUGUAAGAGUUCCUGUAGAAAUAGUUAAACAAAGGAGACAAACUAGCAUAGGUACUAACACUUCCUCAAUAAAAAUUUUCCUCAACGCUUAUAAAACUGAGGGCUUGCGCAAGGGACUGUAUAGGGGUUUUGGAUCGACUAUAGUUCGAGAAAUUCCCUUUUCGCUUAUUCAAUUUCCUAUUUUGGAACACCUGAAAAAAACCUAUAGGCUUAAAUUUAAAAAUAACAUUGAAUUGGAAUCGUGGGAAGUCGGCGUUUGCGGGGCUUUAGCAGGUGGAUUCGCAGCGGCUGUUACUACUCCUCUGGAUGUUGUAAAGACUAGGAUAAUGCUGGCAGAUAGGCGUACAGCAAUAACAGAAGAAAUAAAAGUGAGACAUAUGAUGCUUAAGGUGUAUAAAGAAAAAGGAAUAAGAGGGUUAUUUGCUGGUGUCGUGCCUAGAACAUUAUGGAUAUUUUUAGGAGGAUAUAUAUUUUUUGGUUCAUAUGAUUUUUCUAAAAACCUAUGCUAUGAUAGUUUGAAAGGUUUACAAGACAUUAAUUUAUAAGAAAAUUAUAUUUCCUACUGAAUAGACUUUAUACUGAAAAGUCUUAUGCUGGAAUUGCAAUUUAUGUGGAAAAUGUAAUUAUUGUUGAUUUAUUAGAUAAAAUAUUAAAGUAUA